Messenger RNA from Halichondria panicea, 788 nucleotides. Its product is annotated as D-aminoacyl-tRNA deacylase-like. Lineage: Eukaryota; Metazoa; Porifera; Demospongiae; Suberitida; Halichondriidae. The transcript is spliced from 6 exons. Gene Ontology annotation, cellular component: cytoplasm. The record is from RefSeq and is a predicted model, not a curated record. The coding region runs from base 67 to 669 and encodes 200 amino acids. Gene Ontology annotation, biological process: tRNA metabolic process. Gene Ontology annotation, molecular function: D-tyrosyl-tRNA(Tyr) deacylase activity.
UCAAUUUUUGAAGUUUAAUUUUGUAAAAGGUCACAGUUCAGUUUGGGUGGGCAUCUUUUGCUAUAAAUGAGACUGCAGGUAGUGAACGCCAUGAAGGUUGUUGUACAAAGAGUCACUGGAGCCAAGGUCACUGUUGAUGGUCGCGAGGUGAGCUGUAUCAACCAGGGUUUGUGUGUGCUCCUAGGGAUAGCACGAGAUGACUCACAAAAAGAGGCAGAAUGGAUGGCAAAGAAGGUAUUGAAUUUGAGAUUAUUUGACAAUCCUGCGGACGGCAAGCCAUGGGACAAGAGUGCGUCUGAUUUGGGCUUGGAAAUCUUGUGUGUGAGCCAGUUCACCCUGUGCCAUGUUCUCAAAGGCAACAAGCCUGAUUUCCAUAAUGCAAUGCACUCCGAUCUCUCUAAUCCAAUGUACCAAGACUUCCUCAAGUUACUAGGAUCCCUCUACAAGCCAGAGGCUAUUAAAGGGGGUGAAUUCGGUGCCAACAUGCAGGUUCAUAUUCAGAAUGAUGGACCGGUUACCUUACAAUUUGAGACUCCCAACAUUCCUAAACCAAAGGAGAGGAAGCCCCAGAAAACUAGCAAAAAGGAGUGUGCGAAAGCCCCAGAGGGAGCAAUCGCCUCAGACAGUGUAACUGCUGCAGCUGCUGAACUUAGCAUACAAGAUAGCUAAUUGUUAUUUUACUAUUGAAUCAUGAAUCAUGGACGUCUUAUUGUUGUUGGUUAGAUUGGUGGAUUUGGUUUUUACUUUCAAUACUAACACUUGUACCUAUAAUAAUUUAUUGAGAUUGG